GUCCCGGGAGCGCAGCAAUCUCCGGGAUUUCGGGCAAACGCAGCAGCCCCGAGGCACGGAGCGAGGAGCGGGGCUUCUCCGAGGCUUGUGGGCAGAGGUUAUUUUAGUCCUGAGGUGACUCACACUUAUCCCGGUGUGACUCACGGGGAGCUGGGGCCCGGGGCUGGCUAGGGGCACGGCACGGCACGGCACGGCGCACUUGGCACACACGGCUUUCCUCACGCAGCCCCGCACAGGGAGCAGCAGGGCGGCCGUGCCGGACCCGCGGCUCAGGAAAUCGCCUUUCCCGUCCCCUCCGCAGGUGCAGCAUCACAGCGACACUCUGACACCAGCGUUUUGUGGGAAGGUUUGGUUAAAUAAAUGAUUCCCGAGUGCCGGGUGUUGGAAGGGAGGCUCAGCCCGUGCCGUGCCGCUCCCCGCUGGCGCCCGGGAGCUGCUCGCUUGCAGCUCGAGCUUUGUGACACGUCUGAGCCCCAGCUCCCGUCCCUGCAUCCAUCACGGACGGGAAAAGCCGUACGGACCCUGCUCGGGCUUGGCCCAGACCCCGCACUGGGAAUCAGCUCUCCUAUGGCCCGAGCAGCCCGGAAAACAUUGCUUUUCCAGGAUCGCUUUCCAACAAACAGCAAACCCCACAGAUUUCUUCUUGGCACCGACCGAAGCAUUUUUACAGCGAUUGAUUUUCUCUGUGAGAUUCAGAGAAAAGCUGAAAGGCUGCUCCCGCUUCCAGGAAUCCCGGCGAGAACAGCUCGUUCCCUCUCGGGACAGCGCUCCGCGGGCACUGCCCGCAUCCCAUCCCCUGCCCGCCCCCCACGCGGGGCACCGGGGGAAGCCCUUUCCUGGCUGCAGGAGGGGACAGGCGGGGAGGUCCCGCGUGUGGCAGAGGGUGACGGUGCCUCUCCACGGGCGGCUCUGCUGAUGGAGACCACGGAGCUGACCCCGCUGAUCCGGGACGUGUACGCGGCCGCCGGCCGUGUCCAGCCGGCAGCGGGCUCGGCGCGGAGGGGCAGCGGCUGCCGGGAGCUGAUGGUCAGGCUGACCGAGGGGCAGUACGUGCUGUGCCGCUGGACAGACGGGCUCUACUACCUCGGCAAGAUCAAGAGGGUGAGCGGCUCCAAGCAGAGCUGCCUCGUCACGUUCGAGGAUAACUCCAAGUACUGGGUCCUCUGGAAGGACAUCCAGCAUGCCGGCGUCCCGGGGGAGGAGCCCAAGUGCAGCAUCUGCCUGGGGAAGAAGUCGGGCCCCAGGAACGAAAUCCUCAUCUGCGGGAAGUGCGGGCUGGGUUACCACCAGCAGUGCCACAUCCCGGUGGCGAGCGGCGGCGAGGGCCCGCUGGGGACGCCGUGGUUCUGCCGCCGCUGCAUUUUUGCCCUGGCCGUGCGGAAAGGGGGUGCCCUGAAGAAAGGAGCCAUUGCCAGGACGCUGCAAGCCGUGAAGAUGGUGCUGUCCUACAACCCCGAGCUGCUGGAGUGGGACUCCCCACACCGCACCAACCAGCAGCAGUGCUACUGCUACUGCGGGGGCCCCGGAGAGUGGUACCUGAAGAUGCUGCAGUGCUACCGCUGCCGGCAGUGGUUCCACGAAGCCUGUACGCAGUGCCUCAGCGACCCCAUGAUGUUCGGAGACCGGUUCUAUGUGUUUUUCUGCUCUGUGUGCAACCAGGGACCAGAAUACAUCAAGCGCCUGCCCCUGAGAUGGGUGGACAUCGUCCAUCUUGCCCUCUACAACUUGGGUGUUCAGAGCAAGAAAAAAUACUUUGACUUCGAGGAGAUCUUGGCCUUCGUGAACCACCACUGGGACCCGCUGCAGCUCGGGAAGCUCACGGGCACCCCGAUCUCAGAGCGCGGCCCCCACCUCCUCAACGCCCUCAACAGCUACAAGAGCAGGUUUCUGUGUGGGAAAGAGAUCAAAAAGAAGAAAUGCAUCUUCCGCCUGCGGAUCCGCGUCCCCCCGAACCCCCCCAGCAAGGUGCUGCCGGAGAAAGCCCCCGGCGAGGGCGAGAGCGGCUCCUGCGAGCUGAAGAAGAAGGGGAAGAGCAAAUACGCCCAUAAGGACAGCCUCCUGCCGCGGCAGCUCCAGCAGCAGAAGCGGCGAGCGCGGCGCAAGAGGGCCAAGUUCCUGCUGGAGGAUGCCAUUCCCAGCAGUGACUUCACCUCGGCCUGGAGCACCAACCACCACCUGGCCAGCAUCUUCGACUUCACGCUGGAUGAGAUCCAGAGCCUGAAAAGUGCCAGCUCAGGACAGACUUUCCUAUCGGACGUGGACUCCACAGAUGCCACCAGCACCUCAGGCUCGGCCACCACGAGCCUCUCCUACGAGUCCAGCCGCAGGACCGUGGGCAGCCGCAAGCGCAAACUGGCAGUGCCAGCCUACGCCUCGGGGGCCAAGAGGAGAGGGGGCGAGCUGGGCGGGCGCCCGGCCGCGACCACCCCCGAGGGCAGCGAGGCAGCGGCCGGCCCCGACCGCGCCGACGACGGCAUCGACAGCCACACCUUCGAGAGCAUCAGCGAGGACGACUCCUCGCUCUCCCACCUCAAGUCGUCCAUCAGCAGCUACUUUGGGGCCGCGGGCCGGCUGGUGUGCGGGGAGAAGUACCAGGUGCUGGCACGGCGGGUGACGCUGGAGGGGAAGGUGCAGUACCUGGUGGAGUGGGAAGGCACGACCCCCUACUGAACCCCGCCAGCCCCGAAACCUCUCCCGGAGCCAGAGCGGAGGAGAUCGGGCUGCUGGGGCAGCCCGUGAGGCACAGGAGAGGUGCUGGUCCCUCCCCCCGGCCAUCGGCGGGUGGAGGCAGCGCCCAGGCAGGGCUGCCCAGGAAUGAAACCUGAAGCCCUGACACUCUAUUUUUUUUUAAUGUUAACGAUUUUUAGUUCCUUGGCUGCGUUUAUGCAGGGCGUGGCCCAGCCGUGCCCUCCUGAUGGAGGCCGGUGGUGCUCAGAGCAGUGAGGGGGUCCGGCCUUUCCAGAAGGGUCCCCCUGGCACAGCUGGAGCAGCUGCUUGGGGGGCACCCCACACCCUGCUCACACAGAGGGACCUCGGCCUGUGCCUGGCACAGCCUGGCUCAUCCCGGUGUCCCAGCCUGACUGAGCAGGCUCGAGGGGGUCCUGCUGCCAAAACACGAACCCCUCCUCAUCCCUGGGCUCUCACAGCCCGUCCCUGUGCCCGUGGGAAACUGGGGACAGCUCUUGGGGUUUUUCGCCUCAUCCAGCAUCCAUUCAUGAAAGGAAUGUGGUUUGCUUUAUAUCAGAGGAAAAUGCCCUAAAAUCAGCCCACAUGUGGCUGUUGCAGCCGUGGGGCAGAUGUGCUCUCACCCCGCAACCUGGACUGUGUGUGGCGCUGCACCAGCUUCAUUUCACUGUUCUGACAAUCAUGACCUUGGAAGAGAUCUUCAAAAAAAAUCCUCCUUUGCCUUAAAACCACCGUGGGCACUUCACAGACUGGAGCCCAAGGCCUUUGUUUCUACAGGAAUCUUCAUCCCAAAUGUGCCAAACCAGCAGACAAACCAAAAAAGGCUGAAGAGGACAGAGGGGGCAGGGGCUGUACUGGGGUCCCUGUGGCCAUCCCUGUGGCCAUCCCUGUGGCCAUCUCUGUGCCAUCCCUGUGGCCAUCUCUGUGCCAUCUCUGUGCCAUCCCUGUGCCAUCCCUGUGCCAUCCCUGUGGCCAUCCCUGUGGCCAUCCCUGUGCCAUCCCUGUGCCAUCCCUGUGGCCAUCCCUGUGCCAUCCCUGUGCCAUCCCUGUGGCCAUCCCUGUGCCAUCCCUGUGCCAUCCCUGUGGCCAUCCCUGUGCCAUCCCUGUGCCAUCCCUGUGGCCAUCCCUGUGGCCAUCCCUGUGCCAUCCCUGUGGCCAUCCCUGUGCCAUCCCUGUGGCCAUCCCUGUGGCCAUCUCUGUGCCAUCCCUGUGCCAUCCCUGUGCCAUCCCUGUGGCCAUCCCUGUGCCAUCCCUGUGGCCAUCCCUGUGCCAUCUCUGUGCCAUCUCUGUGCCAUCCCUGUGCCAUCCCUGUGGCCAUCUCUGUGCCAUCCCUGUGCCAUCUCUGUGGCCAUCUCUGUGCCAUCCCUGUGCCAUCCCUGUGCCAUCCCUGUGCCAUUCCUGUGGCCAUCCCUGUGGCCAUCUCUGUGCCAUCCCUGUGCCAUCCCUGUGGCCAUCUCUGUGCCAUCCCUGUGGCCAUCUCUGUGCCAUCCCUGUGCCAUCCCUGUGGCCAUCUCUGUGCCAUCCCUGUGCCAUCCCUGUGGCCAUCUCUGUGCCAUCCCUGUGCCAUCCCUGUGGCCAUCUCUGUGCCAUCUCUGUGCCAUCUCUGUGCCAUCCCUGUGCCAUCCCUGUGGCCAUCCCUGUGGCCUCCUGGCUGUGCCUCUCUCAUAGCGGUGAUGUUUGUGAGCACUGGGCUUGAUUUGUCUGCAGGAGAGAAGGAGCAGCCCCUCCUUUAACAAAGCAAUACUGCCAGCUUGGGCAGGAGCAGAGCAGCUGGCUUUUUAAAAAAGAUUCCAAUAUCAGAUGAAUAUGUUAGAUUUUUUUUUUUUCCUUUAGAGAGACAGAGAGAUAUUUUUAAUGUCCUCCUCAUCUCUCCCCCAUCCCACCGUGGCUGUCCCAUGGGAUGGAGGGUGGGUCAUGCUGGGCUGUGGGGUCCUGUCCUUCAGCAGAGCCUGUCCCGUGCUUGUGGGAUCUCAGCUCAUCCAGAGCAGAGUGUCCCUGUCCUUUUGGGAGAGGUGCUGCCAGGUCCCCCCUUCCCUGGCAGGGAGGGGUCCAGCAGCUGGAGAACUGCUUGUCCUGCCUUAGCUUGGUCCUUGAAGGAUCACUUCAAAUAUUUCCCUUUCUCAGUGCCUAUGGAGCCCUUCCAAGGGGCUGCCAAGAGCUGUGCCAGGGUUCUGCCUGUGGGAUGUGAGCACCCACAGGAUCUGGCCCUGGCUCCCCUCUGUUCCCUCUCCUCCUCUCCUGGCUUCUUGCAGAGAAUUGAAUGUGGAGCCUUUAAAAGUAUUUUUGCUGCAGAGUAUAUUUUGCAUUCGCUGUAAUAGAGAUUUAUAACAACUCUGUGCACCUUCUGAUUUCUGAGUUCAGGUUGCUGCUUGUAAGCACCUCUCGUUAUACCCAAGUUGUAAUUAAUAUGUCUGAUAUACAAUUAAAAAGUGUUUUUUUUUUUCAAA
This is a messenger RNA of Vidua chalybeata, 5132 nucleotides long. It is a transcript of the gene PHF19, whose product is annotated as PHD finger protein 19. The record is from RefSeq and is a predicted model, not a curated record. Gene Ontology annotation, molecular function: DNA binding; chromatin binding. The coding region runs from base 361 to 2670 and encodes 769 amino acids. Gene Ontology annotation, cellular component: nucleus. Gene Ontology annotation, biological process: regulation of DNA-templated transcription; chromatin organization. The transcript has 15 exons. NCBI's taxonomy places the organism in Eukaryota, Metazoa, Chordata, Aves, Passeriformes, Viduidae.